CUAUGCGUGUAACUAUAUUGACAGCUGGACAUAGCAAGGUUUAGCAAUGUAAAGACACUCCACUCCGCUAGGUGGCGGUAGUGGUUGUUCCGCCCACUGGAUCACCUGAUCACCGUGUGUUGUCCUCUGCAAGCAGGAGAAUGCGUUUCCGAUUCUGUGGAGAUUUGGACUGCCCAGAUUGGGUGCUGGCAGAAAUCAGCACUUUAGCCAAAUUGUCCUCUGUGAAGAUGAAGCUACUGUGUGUCCAGGUUCUGAAAGACCUUCUGGGAGAAGGGAUUGAUUACGACAAGGUGACAAAGCUGACUUCAGAUGCCAAGUUUGACAUUGGUGAUAUUAAGGCCAGUGUUGCUGUUCUGAGUUUUAUCCUCUCCAGUGCUGCCAAGCAUAAUGUUGACAGUGAGUCCUUGUCUAGUGAACUCCAGCAGCUUGGGCUGCCUAAAGAGCACACCACAGGACUGUGCAAGUCAUACGAGGACAAGCAGACCAUGCUGCAAGAGAAGCUGAGGGAGAGCAGCCUUCGACUGAGCCGGCUGGAGUCUGUCUCAUGGCGAGUGGAUUACACUCUGAGCUCCAGUGAGCUCCGGGAGGUGAAUGAGCCCACAGUGCUGCUGCGUUUCCAGGUUAAUGGACCCGACCCGGCUUCAAAGGAGCCCAUCGUCGUUUCUCUCACUGCUGAGAAGUUUCGAGUUCUACUGACAGAGCUCAAACAAGCACAAGUCAUGAUGAAUGCACUGAACUGAAGAAUUCCCAUGUUAAGAUGUUCCCAUUUUUUAUACAUGUAAAUGAACUUUGAAUACUCUGGUGUCUGCUGUUGGAAAGAUGAAAGAUGAAUCUGUCUAGCUCUAACAA
Molecule: messenger RNA, 849 nt
Organism: Acipenser ruthenus (sterlet)
Lineage: Eukaryota; Metazoa; Chordata; Actinopteri; Acipenseriformes; Acipenseridae
Gene: commd4
Product: COMM domain containing 4
Exons: 8
Coding region: 141-740 (199 amino acids)
Source: RefSeq, a predicted model, not a curated record